Macrosteles quadrilineatus (aster leafhopper) is the source of this 5347-nucleotide messenger RNA. RefSeq names its product protein enabled-like. The transcript has 11 exons. The record is from RefSeq and is a predicted model, not a curated record. Gene Ontology annotation, molecular function: SH3 domain binding. Lineage: Eukaryota; Metazoa; Arthropoda; Insecta; Hemiptera; Cicadellidae. Gene Ontology annotation, biological process: intracellular transport. The coding region runs from base 176 to 1573 and encodes 465 amino acids.
GUCUUGGUAAAAUGGCGUUGUAAAGUGUUCGGGUGGAUUGGUUUAUGUUUGUCGCUGCAUUAUGCUGUUAUUAUAAAAGAAGUGUGUGUUUUGUGUGUAGUGUAAAUGAUCAGGAUACUAUACGGAUGUGUUUUCAUUGGAUUAUAACCUUCGGAGACACUUAAGUGCAUCCAAAAUGAGUGAGCAAAGCAUAGCUUCCGCUCGCGCCUCUGUGAUGGUCUAUGACGACGUCCAGAAGAAGUGGAUCCCCAGCGGCAGCUCUUCUGGACUCUCCAAAGUCCAUAUCUUCCAGCACCAGAUCAACAACUCGUUCAGAGUUGUCGGCCGGAAACUGCAAGACCAUGAGGUGGUGAUCAACUGUGCCAUAAUCAAAGGACUGAAGUACAACCAAGCGACCAACACAUUUCACCAGUGGCGGGACAACAAACAAGUCUACGGACUCAACUUCAGCAACAAGGAGGAUGCAGACAACUUCGCCAGGGCCAUGUUCCACGCGCUCGACGUCCUGAGCAACGCCAUUACACGGCCUGCGGGUCCCCCUCCUCCGCCGCAGCCGCCCGUCGUGCAACCAAUCACAACAGUGUACCAGACCAACAACAACAACACACAGUACCAACAGGCUAACGGCCAGUACGACGAUGAUUCACAGACUUACAGCACUGGCAGUAUUGGGUCUGCACGAGGCAUCUACCACCAGGUGUCACCAGGAGGUCCCCAGCGGAUAGACCUCAGUCCUAACACUCACACACACGCAAGGACAAUGACGAGAGAAGAUGCAGCACAAAUUCAAGAAAGAAGAAUGUCUCAACAAAAUCAAAUGAUCAGUAGCCCGAUAGCCAGUUCGCCUCAGGGACCGCCCGUGCCGCCCACACCUCCCGGAGGACAUCACCGGACCUCCUCAGCACCCCCCGCCCCCCAGCCACCACCACCUGCACCCCCUGCCCCACCGUGUCCGCCUCCACCCUGGUCCGCCCCCACACCUGUGUCUGCCGGUCCCCCACCACCACCUCCACCCCCAGUACCCAACAUGUCACGGUCCUCCAGCUCUGAUGGACCAGACCAAAGCUCGUUUGCCGCUCAACUACAAAACGCCAGACUUCGCAGGUCGAACAAGCAAUCAGCAGAAAACAGCGGGUCGUCGACUAGCAGUGCCAGUAGUGGCAGUAACUACGGCACAUUGGGUCGUGGCCAGGCACAAGGCAUGGCCAGCAUGAUGGACGAGAUGGCCAAGACCCUGGCCAGGCGACGGGCAGCUGUAGAGAAGAAGGAUGUAGCAGACACUCAGUCACAGGACGGAGAUGGAGGAGGGGACAGAAAGGCUCCAUGGGGGUCCAACAAACUCGGCAAUGGCUGCGAGUCGUCGCCCAAACCUGGCCGCAAACAGCUGACGUCUAGUAGUGAAGAACUGCAGGCCAGACCUACGGUUAAUGGUGACUCUGCCCCUACUGCCUCCAUAACAUCAGCUGAACUGGAAGCAUUCAAACAAGACAUUCUGCGUGAGAUGAGGAAAGAAAUGGGCAAAAUCAAACAAGAAAUUAUUGAUACAAUCAAAGUCGAGCUUAGUAGAAGGUAAUGCCGCAGCAAGUGACGACCACAAACAGCGAAUCAUCUCAUGUUAAGGACAUUUAUAUUUUUUUGUACAUAAAUGUUUUUAUCAACACAUUUCAGUAUAAGUGUUAUACUGCAUAUAUGGAUGUACGCAUAAUUUAUAUAUUUAUAAAUGGCAAUAAUUUCUUUUAGUCUCCCUUAGCGAAUCUCGGAGGUCCCGGUCGGCCUAGUCGUUCCUUUGUAUUUCUAAACACGACACAAGUGAGCACAGAUAAAUCGCUGCAAUCGUUCCAAGUCUGAUAGCCUUAGUGGUAGCCAGAGUACAAAUUUUUAUAACUACUUGUGCAAUCUCGUAAAUGUGUGUCGGUCUUAUUCGUAUUUCGUUUGCUUGUUUGGCUUUGGAUUCGGAACAGCACAAAUUACAAUAACUGGUCAAAAUUAUAAGGUAGAUGAAUUUCUUUAAAGGAAUUGAACUGAAAAAUUUAGAUAGAAGAAUCUAUGAACAAAUAUAUCUUGUGAUUUUAUCGUGUUAUCUUUGAGAAUUGACUAUACACCUAGAAUUGUAAGCUAUGCCAAGUUUAGUUGAUAAUUCUUUACCUGGAGACUUUUUUUAGUAAGCUAAACGUUGUCCUUUUAUAAACAUUCCAGUCAAUAGUUGGUGCAUCUUGAUCCUCUUUCUUAAUUGACAUCUUUAUUUCAUCAUUGGACACAGUUCAACACCCUCGGAGUUUUGUUACCAUUCGUGGUAAUGUUAGCAUGACUCAGUGCCAUUAGAAUGUAUUGUGUGCUCUGGCAUGAUAAUAAAGGUAUUUAAAGUGUUACCUUGUUAAAACACAAUAGCAUUUCGUCUUUGAUUUGAUAUUGGGGUGUAUGGUCAAUGCAUUUUAAUUGGUUGUGAUCAAAAUAAUACAUUCUUGGAUUUCAUUAAAUAUUUAUACCCUUAAAAAUUGUCCAUUACUGUAAUGUACAGUAAACAGUUUUAUUUGUUAAAACCUGUAAUUGUAAGAACCUGCAAGGCAGUAGAAAUGGUGGGAAAGGCUAUUUUAACUUUAAUGUGUGAUAAAUCUGUGUAGGUACUGGUUACAUCGGUCACUCUUCAUAAAUGCAAUGUUUAAUUAUAUGAGGGAAGUGUUUCUACCAUAAAGGUAUAAUGUAAAAUCCUACCAUUUCUACUGUGAAUCAGGUGAAGGAAAAUAAUAUUCAGAAAACACAAUCCACAGUGAAGUUUUUAAAACUAAUUGGAAUAUAAAAAUGUGUUUACUUUGCAUAACUCUAAAAAAUAUUGUCAACAAUGCUCAAAUAUGUGUUGUAGAAAGCUUAACAUAAUUAUGCUCGUAGUUUUAUUACAAAAUGUAAUUUCAGUAGAAUUUAUAACAAUUUUACGUGUUAUACACAUUCUGACGGUUUUAUAACCGAUGAUUGUAAUUGUGUAAGCUUAACAUGAUUUUAAGGAUUCAAAUAGAGUUUAAUAUCCAAUUUUUUGCAAACUUAUUUAAGUCAAGCAAUAGUUUGACUUUUUAAUUCCACUUGUAAAAACAGUUUUGUUUAGUAUUAGUAGCCUAGACUAUUUUACUGUUAUAUGUUACUUAAAACAUAUGUCAAGCUUUGUUCAGUAAGAAAGAUAUUCCUAGUGUUUAUUUUGUAGCUUCUCUCAAGAUUAUUUGUCUUCAGCGUUAGUGACAUUUUUUUUUUAAAUUGUUGUAUGGAUGAAAAAGUUAAAGACGAGAGGGCACAGAAAUUGCUUAAUAUUCACUUUUAUAAUUGAUUAGUAUAAUAUUUUUAGAUCAGUAAUUAAAUUAAUUUUAAAAAAGUACUUGCUCUGGCUCUAGAUAGUUAUGUUUUGUAUUCCUAAUACUUAAACAUAUAUAUUUUAUGUCUCAAGUGUAAACAUAAUACUUGAGUAAUUUUAAGCAAACAAAAUAUCAGACAUUUAUUUUUUAUGUAACUUUUGUAGGUUGUUUUACACCAAUAAUUUUUCUCGUCUACAUAGCUUUCAUUUUUGAAUGUUUUUAUUUUUAUACUCUUAUGAUUUAUACAAACAUGUUUCUUGUAUAGUUCCAAACGAAUAUGACCGGUUCAUAGUUAUUCAAGUAAGUUAGUUAAGAGUUUGCGUCUCGUGCUCAAAUGCAAUACCCCAUUUCUCGGCCCGGUCAGCCAAUACGAAUUAGUAUUGUAUUCUAUCCUACGGUAAUUGUAAAUAACCACGAUGAUUAGAUUAUAGUUUAUUUAUUUAUUUGUAUAGUCGAAAGAGGCAUUUAGUAUGUGUGUAAAACUAUUGAUUUGUAAACUCGCUUGUGUUUUAUAUUGUUUAUACUUGUGUUGCGUAGGCGUAAGGCGUAAGUGUCGUAGGGAAGUGCUGGGUGAUGUAACGCUUGCUUGAUGUGGCUGUGAGUCGGCUUCCUGCGUUGUAGAGGAACAAUUUACGAUCAACUUGCUCGCGGAGGGCUAUCCAGAAUAUUGAACAAUUUGCAACCCAUUUUGAGCGCUUUGAAUUCCGGUUGCAAGAACCUGCACAAGCUUGGAUUCAAAGUAAGGAAGGAUUUUUAUCUAAUCUCUAAACCGCAAAAAAAUGUAUAAUCUACUAAAUGACUUUUUUAAUAUUCAUGACAGGAUUUAUGUUACAAACUUUAACACUGAUCAUGUGCUAUGUAAGAUCUUACUGUUGUAUCCCAUUUCCAGUGAUAUAUUUUUCUAAAUUGUGAUGUAAAAAUAUAUUAUGUUUCUUUCAUUCAUAAUUGUUUACAUAAAUGGAUAGCCUUUGUGAUUCUGAACAAUUUUUUUGGUUGGAUUUGUCUCGCAAGACCGAAAAGUAUCAUAUAACCCCCAUUUCAAGAACAAGUAAACGUUGUUAAUUGUUGAUUUCAAGGUUAAGCAGCGUCCUAGAUUUUAUAUUCAAAAAAACUUAUACCAGCAAAAAAGUAGAUGCGUUCUAUAUUUAUUUUGUUUGAUGAUUUUUAAUCGGUGAAAAAUGUCUUAUUGAGUGGGAAAUAUGUAUUAUCGUAUACAAAGACUAAUUCCUUUAUUUUUUAUCUUCAAGUCUAUGUUAAGAUUCCUUUAUUGUUAGUGUAAAAUGUACAAACAGUGAAUAAUGCAUAAAGAACAUGAUGUUGAAAAGAAUUACGCAUAAAGAUUUGGUUUAUGUUAACUGCCAAUCAAAUUAUAGAACACUUUAUAAAAAAAAAAAACUCUUUCUCAUGAUUAUUAUUGUUAACAUUAUGAUUCUAUUAAAUUUAUGUAACUUAUACAGUGUUCACUGAGUCACAACUUUAAUCAUACAUCAAAAGGCGUACAAAAAAUACAAAACAUUGUUCAAGAAGAAAACCAGAUUAUCAAAUAAAUCUACGUCUGUCUCCAUAACUUUGUAUCCGAACACUUUUCAAAAUGCCUACUUAGUUCAUAAAGACAUUUAACACUACAAUGUAAUGGUAGUUUCUGAUUCUGUAGGUAACAAAGGAUUAAAUGUCAUGGAAAAUAUCUUACUUUGCAUUUAUUUAACUGUAUGUUAUAAUAUAGUUAAUAUAUGUCUUCUACUCAACAUAAUAUAUAAAUAUAUAUAUCGUGUAUAAACAAACAUGUAAGUGUAAAUAAGUAACAAUAAAUAUAGAAUUAUAUUAUGUUGUAAGUGUUGAUACACUCAGUUUUACUACUUACUAAGCACACAUGUUACGUUCCAUGUCGUGGCAUAUUACAUUAGUUGUAUUAUAUGAUUCAGCUUCACGCAUGUUAUUUAUGUAGUUAGCAUUGUUUUUUAAGCAUAUGAAAUAACAACUAUUCUUGAAAUACAGAUUUUCCAUUUCAA